AUGGAUAAUCGGUCUAGGAAUUAUAGGAUUGCUAUAGAUAGGGGCGGGACUUUUACUGAUUGUAUUGGUAAUCCCGGUACUGGUAAACAUGAAGAUGAUGUAGUAAUUAAACUGUUAUCUGUGGAUCCUCAGAACUAUCCAGAUGCUCCAUUGGAAGGGAUAAGAAGGCUAUUAGAAGUAUUUGAAGGGAAAAAAAUUCCUAGAAACAUUCCUUUAGAUAUUAGCAAAGUUCAAAGCAUUAGAAUGGGGACUACAUUGGCUACUAAUUGUGCAUUAGAAAGGAAUGGUGAAAGAUGUGCAUUAAUUACAACGAAAGGUUUCAGAGAUAUUUUAAAAAUUGGUGAUCAAACGAGGCCAAAUAUUUUUGAUUUAGAAAUCAGACGUCCAAAGCCUGUAUAUGAUGUCGUCCUCGAAGUAGAUGAAAGAAUUACCUUGGAGGAUUAUUCUGAGGAUCCAUUAACACGUAAAUCAAAUCCUAAUCAUAUGAAAGGUACUUAUAAAGGAAAAAGUGGUGAAAUAAUAAGAGUUUUAAAAACACCAGAUGAGAAUUCAGUAAGAUCGAUGUUGAGUAUAUUAUAUAGCUCCGGUAUCCGCUCAAUUGCAGUAGCUUUCUUGUAUUCUUACACAUAUCCUGAUCAUGAAGAGUUUGUGGGUAAUAUUGCUCAGGAAAUUGGGUUUAAGCAUGUUUCACUUUCUUCUGAAAUUUCACCUAUGAUUAAAUUUUUGCCCAGAGCUCAUAGUGCAGUAGCAGAUGCUUAUCUAACACCCGUCAUUAAAUCUUACCUCGAAAGUAUUUCUAAAGGGUUGAAAAAUUCAGCAAAUACAAGUAUUCAAUUCAUGCAUUCUGAUGGUGGACUAGUAGAUGCUAGUAAUUUUUCAGGUUUAAAAUCAAUUCUAUCUGGACCAGCAGGUGGUGUUGUUGGUUACUCAAAUACCAGUUAUGAUGCAGAAAAUCAAAUUCCACUAAUUGGAUUCGAUAUGGGAGGGACCUCGACCGAUAUUAGUAGAUUUGGUAACGGGAAAUUUGAUCAUAUUUUUGAAACCGUGACAGCAGGGAUUGUUAUCCAAUCACCUCAGUUAGAUAUCCAUACAGUUGCUGCAGGAGGUAGCUCAAGAUUAUUUUGGGAGAAUGGUCUUUUUCGUGUCGGUCCUGAAUCUGCCACGGCAGAUCCUGGCCCUUCUUGUUAUCGUAAGGGUGGUCCAUUGACUAUUACUGACGCAAACUUAUAUCUUGGGCGUUUAAUUCCUGAAUUAUUUCCCAAGAUAUUUGGCCCCAAUGAGGAUCAAUCUUUGGAUUAUGAGAUCACUUGCAAAAAAUUUGAUGAUUUAAGAGAUAUCAUUAACAGAGAUCUUGGUAGUCAUUUAUCUACUGAUGAUGUAGCUUAUGGGUUUAUUAAGGUUGCCAACGAAUCUAUGGCUCGUCCUAUCAGGGCUAUUACAGAAGCAAAAGGGUAUAAUGUUUCUGAUCAUAGAUUAGUUGCAUUUGGUGGUGCUGGUGGACAACAUGCUGUUUCAGUAGCCAAAUCUCUUGGUAUUGGCACCAUAUUAGUUCAUAGAUACUCAUCGAUUUUAUCAGCCUACGGUAUAUUUUUGGCCGAUAUAGUUGAAGAAAAACAAGAGCCAUGUUCUUAUAUAUUAUCGGAUUCUAAUAUUGGCAAUUUCCUUGAAAAGAAAUUUUCCACUAUGAUUGAUAAUUGUAAGAUGAUAUUAAAAAGGCAAGAUAUUGAUGAGAAUAAUAUUAAAAUUGAAAAAUAUUUAAAUUUAAGAUAUGAAGGAACAGAAACUGGCUUGAUGACAUUGCAAAAAAGUAAAGAAUGGAAAUUUGAAGAAUGGUUUGAACAGAAUCAUAAGAGAGAAUUUGGGUUUGCUUUUAAUAAUAAGAAGAUUAUCGUUGAUGACAUUAGAGUAAGAGCUAUUGGUAAAACAAAAAUUAGGAAAGAAGACACAGUCGAUACGCAGUUGAAUAAAUAUCAAAACUUGGAUAUUGAUACUAAAAAUUAUGCUUCAUUAUUUAAAGAUAUUUACUUCGAAGGCGGAAGAAUUUCAACUCCUGUUUUCAACAUCAGUAACUUACCUUUAGGAAGCAUAAUUUCUGGACCAGCAGUUUUAGCAGAUAAUACUCAGACCAAUAUCAUACCACCUAAUACUGAAGCAAAAAUUUUGAAAACACAUGUAUAUAUUAAAAUAUUGGAGAGAAAUGAGUUAGAAAAUAGAUUUUUGGAUUCGAUAAACCCAAUUUUAUUGUCGAUAUUCAGUCAUAGAUUCAUGGAUAUUGCAGAACAAAUGGGAACCCAGUUACGUAAAACAGCAGUAUCGACAAAUGUCAAAGAAAGGCUUGAUUUUUCAUGUGCCCUAUUUGAUGCAGAUGGAAACUUGGUCGCUAAUGCACCACAUGUACCCGUUCAUUUAGGUUCGAUGUCAACUUGCAUAAGACUACAAGCUGAACAUUGGAAGAACAAAUUGAAACCAGGAGAUGUUAUUGUUACCAAUCACCCUGAUAUGGGAGGAACCCAUUUGCCAGAUAUUACUGUCAUUUCUCCAAAUUUUUCAUCUGACGGUGAGCUUUUGUUUUAUGUGGCAUCUAGAGCGCAUCAUGCUGAAAUUGGUGGUAUAUUACCAGGAUCUGUUCCUCCAAACUCAAAGGAAUUAUAUGAAGAAGGUGCCAUAGUUUAUUCUGAAUUAUUGGUAUCGGGAUAUGUUUUUCAAGAAGAACUUGUUUAUAAAUUAUUUGUCGAUGAACCGGCUAAAUACCCAAAUUGCUCUGGAUCAAGAAGAAUUAGUGAUAAUAUCAGUGAUUUGAAGGCCCAAGUAGCAGCUAACACCAAAGGCCUUCAAUUAUUGGAAAAUCUUGUAACAGAAUAUAGUCCGAAUAUUGUUUUAAAGUAUAUGGUGGCAAUUCAAGAUAAUGCAUGUGAUACAAUCAAGAGAACUCUGGAACAACUAGUUAAACAUUUUGGAAAAUCUGUCUUUUCGGGACAUGAUUAUAUGGAUGACGGUUCCAAAAUCGAAUUAUCAAUUAGAUUGGAUAUCGAAAAGGAGAAAUAUUUAUUUGAUUUUUCUGGAACAUCUCCUCAAGUUUAUGGCAACUUGAAUGCUCCGGAAGCAAUAACCAAUUCGGCAAUUUUAUAUUGUUUGAGAUGUUUAGUUGGCGAAGAUAUCCCUCUAAAUCAAGGUUGUCUAAAACCAAUAACAAUAAAAAUUCCAAAGGGUUCCAUUCUUUCUCCAAAUAAGGGAGCUGCAGUUGUAGGUGGGAACGUGUUGACUUCUCAGCGUGUUACCGAUGUGAUUUUGAAAACGUUUGGUAUAAUGGCAGAUUCACAAGGUGAUUGUAAUAAUUUUACAUUUGGUACAGGUGGUGGAAAAGACAAAGAUGGGAAUCUAUUAAAUGGAUUUGGCUAUUAUGAAACAAUAUGUGGUGGUGCCGGUGCUGGUUUACCAUCUUGGAGAAGUGAUGGUUGGAACGGUGCUAGUGCCGUACACACCAAUAUGACAAAUACCAGAAUGACUGAUACCGAAGUUCUUGAGAGAAGGUACCCAGUUCUUUUAAGAGAAUUUUCUAUAAGGAAAGGCUCUGGGGGUAAUGGUAAAUACAAUGGUGGUGAUGGUGUGAUAAGAGACAUAGAAUUUAGAGAAAUCAUUACAGCCUCAAUUCUUUCCGAAAGACGGGUUUUGGCACCACAAGGCAUUAAUGGAGGUCAAAAUGGUAAACGAGGUAAAAAUUUAUGGAUUAGAAAAGAUACUGGUGCUGUGAUCAAUGUUGGGGGUAAAAACACAUUUGUUGCAAAUAUUGGUGAUAGAUUUAUUAUUCAGACACCAGGUGGGGGAGGGUGUGGAUUCGAAUAA
Vanderwaltozyma polyspora DSM 70294 is the source of this 3843-nucleotide messenger RNA. RefSeq names its product 5-oxoprolinase (gene OXP1). The transcript has a single exon. Gene Ontology annotation, molecular function: 5-oxoprolinase (ATP-hydrolyzing) activity. Gene Ontology annotation, biological process: glutathione metabolic process. Lineage: Eukaryota; Fungi; Ascomycota; Saccharomycetes; Saccharomycetales; Saccharomycetaceae. Gene Ontology annotation, cellular component: cytosol. The record is from RefSeq and is a predicted model, not a curated record. The coding region runs from base 1 to 3843 and encodes 1280 amino acids.